AUGACCAUUGGAUUUGGUUCAAAGAUACCUGCGUUCUUGUCUUCACUUUCAGGCGUGAUGUUUGUUGGCAAGAUAUUACUGUUUGCAUUGGGAGCAAUCCAUCCAUCUGUACAUGGAUUAAUUGCUUUGGUGUGUCUGGUGUUUAUACAAAGGGAAGCAGUGUAUAGGCUUAUUGGGAUUGUGCUGAUUGUGGCCUACCUAAGAAUGCUAUUUGGAUCCUCUUUUGGGUUUGAGGCUCUUUCGAGAGGAUACAGUGCUACUCUUUCUGAUGAGAGCGGUGAACAAGGAGUGGACGAGUGCAGUUCAUCAGGGGAGUAUUUUGUUACCGACGAUCAUGAAAAAGGGAACGGCCCGUUUGACAGGAUGCGCAAGGAUGGUUGUGUAAGAACUAACAAUGGUUGCUCUGCUGAGACAUUCGAGACAUCUCAUAGCCUCCUGAAUGGGCAUAGAAUACGGUGCCGUUUCUGCUCAGGACUUGCUUCCUAUGGAAUAUAA
This is a messenger RNA of Encephalitozoon cuniculi GB-M1, 495 nucleotides long. RefSeq lists its product as uncharacterized. The record is from RefSeq and is marked provisional. Lineage: Eukaryota; Fungi; Microsporidia; Unikaryonidae. The transcript has a single exon. Bases 1 to 495 code for a protein of 164 amino acids.